AUGGUACAAUCGCUAGGGAACAAUAACAAUACCCAUGAUGAGGUUGUAGGGACUUCCAAUGGGUCUGGAAAUCCCCUGGAUACCACACCAAGUGUAUUUAAGGUUCUUGAUGAUAAUAUGUAUCAAGAUGAGUAUGGGGAUAGUGGAGAUUUCCCAUUUCUUCGCGAGAGAAAGUAUGGUGAUUCCAUUAAAUCACGAUCCAAUUACCAAACCAUGACUCAAAUUAACCUUUCAGGACCUCCAGAUCUUUUGCAUGUGGGUAAGUAUUGUGGUAUAACAAGCUCAGCCUACGAGGAUGAUUUCUUGGGUGAGAUCGAUAAGCAUGAAGAUGGUUACAUAGGUACUUAUCAUUAUGUUAAUGGAGUUUACCACGAUUGUUAUUACUCAAUAGAGAAGUACAUCUUCGAUGUCAUGGGAAUCAAAAUCAAAAACAAUGAUUAUUACUGGGAUAGUGUCAAUAAGAAGGAGACCGUGGUGACUUAUUGUUCUUACAACAUUUUCACCAAGAGUGACUUGAGAAUCAAAUACGUUUUAACCCCCAAUAAUAAGAAGACCAUCUCCAUAGAUAAAACGUUUCAAAUCUUGCCGAGUGAUUCCAAUGGCAGGAAGGUUCAGGCUUCAAUAGGUAAGUUGAAUGAUUUCAAUUGGGAUGAUAUUAAUGUUUCUUCGAUUAUAAGAUCAUUUCAAAUGGAUGAACCGUCCAAACAAUUACCAGGACUGAUCAACUUCUCCAAAUUAGUCGACAGUAAAUCAAGGAUCAUAAACUGUCUUCAAUUACUUGUGAAAUACCUUUCCAAAGGGUACCUCACCAAUUAUGAUGAAAGUUAUGGAUUAGUGACAGGGUGCCAAAACAAUAAUAACUUGAAAACCAACCAUUUCAGAAAUAACCUUACUGAUACAAUAAUCAGAAUCUGUGACUUGGAUUAUAAUGGGAACCUUACCAAGUACACAAUAGAGCUUUUGGAUAAUUUGAAAGAUGAUUGGACUUGGCUCAAACUCAGACUAUUGAAGAAUGCAAAUGGAUAUAACAGUUCUGUAGAAUUUGUGAACACUAUCCAUAGCUACUUCAAAAACAACGAUAUUUAUACCACCCAUUCAUGCUUGAUCUUACUCGAGCAAAUCAAAUUCUUGAUAUCCAAACAAGAUUAUACCAAUGCUGUAAAGUUGAGUGAAACCACCAUCAAGAUCAUGCCAUUAGAUUUUGAAUGUUGGUAUUAUCUUAUUUUGAGUUAUACAUUGGUGGACGAUUAUGAGAAUGCUUUCAUUUCUCUUAAUUCUUUACCAAUUACCAUUAAUCAAAACUUAGAGGUUGAAGUGGUUUCCGGUAUUGAAGACACCUUUUCGACCAACUUUUUACAGAAAGAGAUGAGCGAAAAGACCUUCAUGAAAUACUUCCCUCCACCAAAUUCAUUAUCCCAACAUUCGUUACCUUCAAUUUCCAAACAGUCCACUGGAGAGAUUAAAAAAAUCUGGAAAGAUGUGUUCAUAUUCAAUCCUCUCAGUAGACAUCCAAUCAUGGGGAACAAAUUUUAUCAAACCCCUAUCAUUUGUAAAUCAGUUCAAGAAGUUUCAUCCAUCGAUGGUAAUUUGAGACGACUCACCGAUGUUAAUACCCUCAAGCUCAAAUUAUCGGGCCAUUCUGCUAACUCCACUUCCAGUUCCAUGCUUGAUUUCACCAAAAAAUCUACCUGGGGGAAAGCAUACAAUAUUUUAUCAUACAUCAUAGCCAAGAUAGGAUGGGAGGAAGUAAUGCAUAUUAAAGUCAAGUUGUUCCAUACUUCAUCUAAAAAGAUAUCUGCCGUCAAUAACGAUAAAAACCAACUCAUCUUCAUAAACCCAUGGUUGGAACAAUUAUUUCUUAUAAUCUAUGAGGAUUUGAAGACUUUGAUGGUGAUAACAGACGCCACCAAGCUACAAAACCAUAGUAUUCUCCAAUGGGAAUUAUUAGGAAUACUUGGAUGGAAUGUUAAGUAUAAUUUGAAAUUCACUAUCUCAUCAUUGAUCACAUCAUUCAUUGGAGACUCAAGUAAUUACAAAGAUAUCCACUAUUUCAACUCCGUUCAGAUCCUCAUCAUCUAUGAUGAGUUCAUCCUUGGAGAAGUUGAUAAUUCUCAAAUCGAUAAUCUUAAUGAUGAUUACAUGAAAAGUUAUUACUUGAACAAAUUGAUCUUGAAGGAUAACAUGGUUUUCAACACAUUCUUGAACUCAAUUACUAAGGAUUACUUGACUAUAGAUUUGAUCCUUAUGAUUUUGAUCAAGUUAAUCAGUUGGAACUUGAGAUGGUACCAAUUCCUCCCCAGUUAUUUAGUACAAAAGAUCCUUAACAAGUUGAUUAUCAUACAUUCUUCGGAGUUCAUCCUCAGUAAGAUGAGAAUCAUCUUCAACGAAAACAAGAGUGGUAACGACGGGUGGUUUAAGAAGGGAGAACAAAAAAUGUUCGAAGGAGAUGAUUCAAUAAUAGAGUAUUUCGAAAAGUUAUUUGCAUGGAUUGAAGGAGUCGCCAUAAGAGAUUGA
Yamadazyma jaroonii is the source of this 2514-nucleotide messenger RNA. Lineage: Eukaryota; Fungi; Ascomycota; Pichiomycetes; Serinales; Debaryomycetaceae. The record is from the annotation of a GenBank genome assembly.